Beta vulgaris subsp. vulgaris (sugar beet) is the source of this 1225-nucleotide messenger RNA. Its product is annotated as guanine nucleotide-binding protein subunit gamma 3. The transcript is spliced from 5 exons. NCBI's taxonomy places the organism in Eukaryota, Viridiplantae, Streptophyta, Magnoliopsida, Caryophyllales, Amaranthaceae. The record is from RefSeq and is a predicted model, not a curated record. Bases 453 to 1181 code for a protein of 242 amino acids.
UUUUCCUCUUCUCUUCUCAUAAUGAUGUAAACUCACAUUGAUUCUCUCUCUAGCUAGAGCCAUAAAAUGAAUGAACAGCAACAGUAGUAGAUGGACACCCUACGUCUUAAAUGUCAUGUCUCAACAUUUCUUUCACUGUUUCUCUUCAUAUCUCUCUCUCUAUUCAGUUUCUUCUCAGUAAUUGUUUUGUCAGAAAAAAACUACACCACACUCAAAUGAAGAGAGAGAAUUGCUCUGCUGCCCCAUUGUAAACCUACCCGUAGUAAGAGUACUACAAAUGCUUGCCCAUUUCUUGUCACUUUCCAUUGUCUCCAACUUAUAACUGCCCAACGUGCCCACUUUUAGCUACCUAUUAUAUUUCCUUAAUCUUGUUUAUUUUAUUAUCUUUCAUAUACUUGUUUUUCUUACUACUAUAUAUUUUGGAGGCUGGGUUUAAUUUCGCGGGUGGUCAAAUGGCCACUGGCGGUUCGAGUUCGUGUUCGGGUUCGUGUUCAGGCUCGGGAACGGGUUCGAAAGUUCAGUCAUUGCCACCACCACGACCCAAGUCCCCGCCGGAUUUGUAUGGGAGGAGAAAGGAGAUGGUUAGAAUUCAAGUGCUUGAAAGAGAGAAAAGUAUUCUUGAGGAGGAGUUGAAAUUGGCGGAUCGUCUUCAACCAGCCUCCAGAUGCUGCAAAGAGCUUGUUGAUUUCGUUGCAGCAAAUGCAGAUCCAUUGAUUCCAACAAAUCGGAAAAUUGGCAAGUCCUGCCAUCUAUGGAGAUGGCUCUUUUGUGGAUCAUCAUGCUUCAACUUUUCAUGGAUUUGCUGCUGUACCGGGUGCAGCUGCUGUUCUUGUGAUUUAAAGAACUGCUGCUCAUGCAUCAGCUGUUCGUUACCAAAGUGUAGCUGUUGGUGUAGUAAUCCAUGCUCCUGCUGCUGUGCCAAGAACCCAUGCCGCGGAUGUUGUCCAAGUUGCAAGAAUUGUUGCAAUUGCAAGUCUCUUCCUUGCUUCGACUGUUGUAGCUGUGAAUGUAAAUGCACUUGUCCUAAAUGUCCUACAUGUUCUUGUUCACAGUUGUGGAAAUGCUCUUGUCCUAAAUGUCCAACAUGUCCUAAAUGUCCAUCAUGUUCCCAGAUAUGCAAUUCCUGUUUUGGCUGUAUAACCAAUUGCUGCUGCUGCAAUAACUGUUGUAUAUGCUGUUAGCUUUUGAUUGAUAUUGCAAAAAAUGAAGCUUUGCCGAUUGCAUA